GGCCCAUCCGUAUAUCCAGUUCAUCCCUUGUGUGACAUUCGCUCUAUUUAUUUGUACGAUACUUGACAAAAGCUUGUCUCACUGUCGUCCCGAGAUUGCUCUGCUGCCGAGGAGAGUGCAACAACCAGCAAUAAGUUUGCGUGAACUGUAUCCGAAACGGCAUACUCAAGCACUUCAUGCGAGGAUGGGAGCUCUUCCCAAGAUGGCAAUCCAUUCUGAGGGUGUCGUUGUGCAAGUGACUGCUGGUCCACUGUCGGCUUGUGCAACGUCUGUUCGCUGCUACCAGUCGCACAUGUUCCGUAUGGAAGGCCAUCGUCGCCAUUUCCAGCAACCCAAGGGCCAAUCCCAGACCAAACGACUGGCUCUCCGUCACAGGAGGGCUGGGGAGGAGGAUCCCACGUCCGCCAUUCAAACCGUCUUGCUGCACAUUUGCUACCCUGCGACGGGCUUCAGCAGAGAGUUCGACCCACCGGUUGAUGUCCUCGGGUGUCGGAGGGAUAUAAGGAAGCGAAGGGAGCUCAUUGUCGUCGUCGUCGUCGGGAUCGAGGUCAAGGUCACCGAUGUGUGA
Neurospora tetrasperma FGSC 2508 is the source of this 568-nucleotide messenger RNA. RefSeq lists its product as uncharacterized. Lineage: Eukaryota; Fungi; Ascomycota; Sordariomycetes; Sordariales; Sordariaceae. The record is from RefSeq and is a predicted model, not a curated record. The transcript has 2 exons. Bases 185 to 568 code for a protein of 127 amino acids.